This is a messenger RNA of Aspergillus steynii IBT 23096, 2691 nucleotides long. RefSeq names its product putative protein kinase Yak1. Gene Ontology annotation, biological process: peptidyl-serine phosphorylation; peptidyl-threonine phosphorylation. Gene Ontology annotation, molecular function: protein serine/threonine kinase activity; protein tyrosine kinase activity; ATP binding. Bases 1 to 2691 code for a protein of 896 amino acids. Lineage: Eukaryota; Fungi; Ascomycota; Eurotiomycetes; Eurotiales; Aspergillaceae. The record is from RefSeq and is a predicted model, not a curated record. Gene Ontology annotation, cellular component: cytoplasm; nucleus. The transcript is spliced from 8 exons.
AUGGACUCGCAGUGGCAGCCCUAUCAGGAUCCCUUAAUGGGCCGUCCCGCGCAGUUCAAUAAUGGGCAGCCGCUCGCUGCUAAAUAUGGGGGUCAGCCACAACAAGCACAGCAGGCUCCUGUUGGCUAUACCUAUGAGGCUUUUCAAACGCCUGCCCUGACAGCCAAGCCUCCAACCAUGACCACCAACUCGAAAUCGGUUUCUAUGGCAUCAUCCCCGGCCGCGACGCCACGUAGCCGCGAUUAUGUCACCGAUGCCGACACCACCAUGGAGGACGCGGACCCGUAUAAUCGAGCGAAAUACUCGGCGGCCAGGCAAAGUCAUCACAGUCGCCCGUCUUCCCAGUACUUUCCCCAUGAAGAGUCCUCGGCUGCUCGCAGGUACUCCCCGAUGAAUGUCCUGCCACCCGCCAUGCCGUACAAUUCGAGUCCCGGAAAGGGCCCCGGCCCCGGCCCCUACGUCCAUCCUCCCAGUGCCAACCAGACUCGACGAUCGCCGACGAGGAUGCCGAAUUACUCUUCGCCGCCUCAGUCGUAUCAGUCGCCUCCCUCGACUGGAUCGCGACCCCCUAGGCUCCCUCCUUUGCAAUCCACCGACCUGGGUCUCGACCAGUAUUACCCUCCCUCGGCAGGAUCUCAACUGGGUGCAGCGUUCGGGCAAGAUGGGAGGUCCCCCCGCCCCACGUCCAUGUCCGGCCCCAGUCAACAACCAGGCCGCGGACCGGUGCCCAAGUUCCAGAAAAUCAAAUCGGUCCAGGAGCUCCAGCCUCGUAUCAACGUGCAACCCCCCUACAGACGAGCUAAUCCAGAAGGUGGCUUCAUUAGUCCCCUUCAAGCUCUGACGAUGCAUCUGCCCGCCACCUAUCGGAUCUGCAACCCGGGCUUCAACUACGAGUCGUCGAGGAACCCGAGACGAGUACUCACGAAACCGAGCAAAGGUGUCAAGAAUGAUGGAUACGAUAACGAAGAGAGCGACUACAUCUUAUACGUGAAUGAUAUCCUGGGGAGCGAGGAAGCCGGUCACAAAAACCGCUAUCUUAUCCUUGAUGUUCUUGGUCAAGGCACUUUCGGGCAAGUUGUGAAAUGCCAGAAUUUGAAAACCCAGGAAGUGGUGGCUGUCAAGGUCAUCAAGAAUAAGACCGCCUACUUCAAUCAAAGUAUGAUGGAGGUCUCUGUGUUAGACCUACUCAACAGCAGAUACGACAAGAAUGACGACCACCACCUACUUCGUUUGAAGGACACCUUUAUCCACAGGCAGCAUCUCUGUUUGACUUUCGAACUGCUCAGUGUCAACCUUUACGAACUCAUCAAACAAAACCAAUUCCGAGGGUUAAGCACGACGCUGGUACGGGUAUUUGCUCAACAAUUGCUAAAUGCAUUGAGCCUUCUGAACAAGGCGCACUUGAUCCACUGCGACUUGAAGCCGGAGAACAUACUUCUGAAAAACCUGGAGAGUCCCAUCAUUAAAGUCAUUGAUUUCGGUUCUGCUUGUGACGAACGGCAAACGGUUUACACGUACAUUCAGUCGCGGUUCUACCGCUCCCCCGAGGUUUUGCUUGGCUUGCCUUACUCCUCUGCGAUUGAUAUGUGGUCAUUGGGCUGCAUUGUUGUCGAGCUCUUCCUCGGUCUGCCGCUGUUUCCAGGAUCUUCCGAAUACAAUCAGGUGUGUCGUAUCGUGGACAUGAUGGGCUUGCCUCCUUCCUGGAUGUUGGAAAUGGGCAAACAGUCGGGCGAAUUCUUCGAAAAAACCCACGAUGAAUUUGGAAGGAAAACGUAUAGGUUGAAGAGCCUGGAGCAGUAUUCUCGAGAACACAACACGAAAGAGCAGCCAAGCAAGAAAUAUUUCCAGGCGACAACGCUGGAAGAGAUCAUCCGAAGCUAUCCGAUGCCGCGGAAAAAUAUGAAGCAGGCGGAAAUCGAGAGAGAAAUCAAUAACCGAACUGCUUUUAUCGAUUUCGUCCGCGGUCUGUUGACUAUCAACCCGCUUGAACGGUGGUCGCCACAACAGGCCAAGCUACACCCCUUCAUCACCCAACAAAAGUUUACGGGGCCGUUUGUACCGCCGAUGAACCUGAAAUACUCGGCGCUCAGCAAACCGGUGGCUCCUGGGAUCCAGCAACAACAGCAGGCCGAAGCGACAAGUAAGCAGAGGGCGGCACAGGCGGCGCAGGCGCAGACCGCCGCGGCGCAGAAUGCGUACUCGAUGCAGAUGAACCAGUUUCAUACACCUUCUCAUGCGCAGCCGCCGCCCAUGUACAACGGCAUGUUUACUGGUCACCAGCAGGGUGCUCCCCCACCAUACCCAACUCAGCCUCCCGGUUAUGGCCACCAGAUGAACAUGAUGCCGGGUCAAAUGCCGCAGGCUCAAUACGCACCAUCGCAGAGUCUGUACGCGCAGGCAACGACGAGGGCCGGUCGCCAACGUGCUUCUACAAUGGACCCACAGGGCGGAGGAAUUCCGCCUACUAUUCAGCGCGUUGCCAGCCAUCUCGACCCCAACGCACCCAUUCGGUUGCAACCAAGUCCGGCCUAUUACCCUCCGCCUCCCGAGGGGUACGUUGACCCUAACGCUGCUAACCAGCGUCGACGAGGAAGCCGUGCCGGUGGCACCCGUAACCGGGAUUUCAUUCGGACCCUCGAGGACGGCGUGUUAGGAGGUGACGGCUACGUCGCGCCAAACCAAUGGCAUUGA